AUGGAUCAAAAUGUCAAAGUUUCAAAAGAUGAAGAUGGUGAAGACUUUGAGGCAACAAAGUAUCGAAAGAUCAUUGGUUGUCUACGGUAUCUAUUGCACACACGACCCGAUUUGGCGUUUUCAAUGGGUGUUGCAAGUAGAUAUAUGCAAAAUCCAAAGAAAUCUCAUGCCACGUUAGUCAAGCAAAUUUUGCGAUAUCUGAAUGGCACCAUCGGAUAUGGAAUUGUUUAUACUAAAGGUGAGAACGUGUUAAUUGGCUAUAGUGAUAGUAGCCAUAACAUCGAUCAAGACGAUGGAAGGAGUACCACUGGGCAUGUGUUUUAUCUUGGAGAGUCUCCGAUUACAUGGUGCUCACAAAAACAAAGCACCGUGGCAUUGUCAUCUUGUGAAGCUGAGUACAUGGCAGCUAGUUCAGCUUCUUGCCAAGCUGUAUGGUUAAAGGAGUUAUUCGAAGAACUGAUGGGGUGUAAGACUAAACCCGUGACACUUCGAAUAGAUAACACUUCGGCUAUUGCUCUCGUAAAAAACCCGGUGUUUCAUGGUAGAAGCAAACACAUAAAAUCCAGGUUUCAUUAUAUACGAGAAUGUGUGGACCGAGAAGACAUAAAUGUUGAACACGUGAACGGGGUGGAUCAACGAGCUGAUAUACUUACCAAGGCUCUUGGAAGAAUGAAGUUUAAAGAAAUGAUCAGCAAGCUUGGAGUUGAAGACUUAAAGUGUCCAAACAUUCGGGGGUGA
Molecule: messenger RNA, 738 nt
Organism: Erigeron canadensis
Lineage: Eukaryota; Viridiplantae; Streptophyta; Magnoliopsida; Asterales; Asteraceae
Product: secreted RxLR effector protein 161-like
Exons: 1
Coding region: 1-738 (245 amino acids)
Source: RefSeq, a predicted model, not a curated record